Molecule: messenger RNA, 1478 nt
Organism: Phodopus roborovskii (desert hamster)
Lineage: Eukaryota; Metazoa; Chordata; Mammalia; Rodentia; Cricetidae
Gene: Tmem26
Product: transmembrane protein 26
Exons: 6
Coding region: 141-1259 (372 amino acids)
Source: RefSeq, a predicted model, not a curated record
CUACCGGAGUCCUGCGCGGGAGUGUGCGGAGGAACUCGGCCUGCAGUCUCAGUCCCAGUGCUGUCCAGCUUCUGUCCCGCUCCUGAGCAGGGGUGAACUCCGGGUGCUGCCUACGGGGUCGGCAGGGCGCAGGCUCCGGGAUGGCAGAACGCACCGGCAGGAUGCAGGGGCUGGUUUUGCUCAAGGCCCUGGUCACUAGGCUGCUGUUCGUCUUGCAUUCUCUGGUUGCUGUCUGGAGAGUGACCUGGGUGAAGAAAGAGCACCGUUAUUGGCUGCUGGCCCUGCUCAACCUCUUGCUGGUCCUGGAGACAGUGCUCACUCUCAAGUUCAAGCGUGGCAGAGGUUACAAAUGGCUUUCUCCAGCCAUCUUUUUAUACCUGAUCAACAUCAUGCCGUCCUUGUGGCUCCUUGAAAUGCACCAUGGAAACCAGUAUUGCAGUGCCCAGCCUGAAAAACCAGCACAGAACUUCAGCAAAAGAGGAGAUGUCAAUCAAACCCUGACGUCCCACAGACACACCAAUGGAAUGGGAAAUAUCCUUGAGCUGGCCUUAGGGUUUGUAGAUAACUUAUCCAUGGUAUGCGAACCAAUCUGGACCCUAGGACUCCAUCAGACGCUGCUGUUAAUAUUGAUCAUUGGACGGUGGCUUCUGCCUAUUGGAGGAACCAUUACUAGAGACCAACUUUCAGAACUCCUUCUGAUGUUUGUGGGGACAGCAGCAGACAUACUUGAAUUCACCACUGAGACUCUAAAGGAAAAUGAUGUCAGGAAUAAUCCUACUUUGGUCUCUGGCAUCCUAGUGGUAUGGACAUGGAGCAUGCUGCAAUUUCCCCUGGACUUGGCAGUCCAGUUGAAACUGGUAUGCCCCUCCUCUGUGAAACCCAGGGGCUUCCUCAGGCUGUUCCUGUGCCAGUACAGUGCAGAUCUAUGGGCCAUUGGCCUCAGUUUCUUCAUCCAAGAUGGCCCCUUCCUUGUUGUGCGCCUUGUCCUGAUGAUCUAUUUCAAAGUGAUCAACCACAUGCUGGUGUUCUUUGCUGUGAAGAAUUCCCUGGUGAUGGCACUGCACUUCUACCGGCUGGUGGCUUUGAUCAUGGCCACUCGUGCUUCCAUGCAAGAUCAUCCAGAAAGUCCCCAAACACGGCACAGCAGCCCAGAUCAACCCUCUGAGAGUAGUCCCAGUGAGUGGGAGGACACCUCCAAGGAGGCCCUGCCUUUGCAAACCUCACCUGUCACCUCUGAGGAAUCCUACUCCAUACCUUAGUUGUAUGUUCCCUGCACAAAGCCUGAAGCUUGACUUGCUUUCUUCUUAUAGACUGGUUCUCUUUUCACCCCACCCAAUUUUCACAUUUUCCACCAAUUUCAUAUGAAAAGGUGAUCUUGUAUCAAAGCCUACAUACUCUUCAUUUUUUUUUUUCAUCUGAAUGGAAGAAACUUUGACAGGUACCUGUCCUUACAACCUCCUGCGAUGGUAGCAGACAUU